AUGGCAAGAAGCACAGCAAUAGCGGCACUUGCAAACAGGCUUGAGAUUGAAGUUGAAACAAGGCAGAAAUUGGAAAAAGAUCGCGACGCUCUUGCUGUCGACUGCAAUUCCUUGAAGGCGAAAAUUGAGAUGUUGGAGAUAAGUGUUGAAAAAUACAAACACGACAACCGACGUACAUUAGAAGACAAAAAUGAAGAAUUAAAGAAACUUAAAUGCAGAUUCGUUUCACUGACUUCUCAGGAAGCAACACUGAGAAAUGAGUGCCGGAUGAGGGUUGAAGACUUGCUGGGGCACAUGGAACGUUUGACGAAAAGGAAUGAAGACAAUCUUAAAAAAAUUAACGAAAAAUCAACGACGAUCAACAACCUCAAUCAGCUUGAUGCGCUUCGACGUGAAUCAAGUUUGAGAGUUUUAGAAAUUGAAAGCAAAAUUCGGGAGUUAGAAGAAAAAAAUGGAAAACUUUUGGCGAUGAACGUCCGUUCAAGAAAAGAUAACGAAGCACUGAAGGUUCAAUUAACAAAUUUGGAACAAUCACUCGAGUUAAGGAAGAAGGAGUCGAUUGUUUCAAUUGGAGUGAUGGAGAAGGAAAUUAUGGAUUUGAAAUCGAAACAAGCGGAACUUGAAGCUGUGGAUUCGCAACGAUGCAAGCGUCUUCACUACCUCGACGAUCGUUGCUUGCAUCUCGAGAAAGAGAGAGAGCUGUUGAUUCAACGAAUCAAAUUUCAAGAGUUUGUUGUUUUGAAAGUUGAAGAAGCGAAACAAACCCAGCGUGAUGGUGUUCAGCCCUGGCGAAGAUCCAACGAAUUGCGGGAAGAGAAAGAAUAUGAGAAAGAGGAAGAGAAUGGGAAAGAGAGAGAGGAUGGGACAAAUGGGACACGCGUCGACAAAGAGGAUGGGACAAAUGGGACAACGGUCGACAAAGAGGAUGGGACAAAUGGGACACGGGUCGACAAAGAGGAUGGGACAAAUGGGACAUGCGUCGACAAAGAGGAUGGGACAAAUGGGACACGGGUCGACAAAGAGGAUGGGACAAAUGGGACAUGCGAAGACAAGGAUGGAACAAAUGGGACACAGGUCGACAAAGAGGAUGGGACAAAUGGGACACGGGUCGACAAAGAGGAUGGGACAAAUGGGACAUGCGUCGACAAGGAUGGAACAAAUGGGACACAGGUCGACAAAGAGGAUGGGACAACGGUCGACAAAGAGGAUGGGACAAAUGGGACAACGGUCGACAAAGAGGAUGGGACAACGGUCGACAAAGAGGAUGGGACAACGGUCGACAAAGAGGAUCGGAAAGAGAAACAGAAUAGGAUAGAGAGAGAGGAUAGGAAAGAGGAUGGGGAAGAGGAUGGGGAAGAGAAAGAGAAAGAGGCUGGGAUAGAGGUCGAGAAAGAGGAUGGGCAAGAGGGUGUUGAAACGAACAAGAAUCAAGUUGAAAUCAUUAGUGAAGAGAAGGAAAUUGCAUCAAGUUGGGAGUCGAAGAAUUGGUUUGAAGAAACUGACAUCUUAGAAAUGAAAGAAUCACCACGAUUUGGAUGGAAGUCGAACGAUCUGAAGGAAACACGGAGCGAUUGGAAUUUGGAGCAAACAUCUGAUACUAAAGAAUAUGAGUCUGAUUUCAUAAGUAGCAACAUGAGAGAUGAUACAUCGACUGAAGGAAAUAUGAGAGACGAUGCAUCGAGCAAUCUUGAAGGAGUGGAAUUGUUGUCAAUUAGUGUACAAUCUGCACAACGACGAUCGCAAUUGUCCAAGAGAAAAGAAAAACAUGAACUUCAGAAGAAUCAAGAAGGAAUUUUACGGGAAAUUGAUGUCACAUUGGCGCUACACCAUUUCUCACUUAUACGCUAUUCAACAGAAUGCCAUUUAGCUUAUAUUGAUGUCCUGAUACAAACAAAAAAGUACAGAAAAUUAGCUGAUGAAGCUAAAGAGCUCGAGCUUGUCGACGAGAAGAAGAAAAUUGAUGCAAUACGAUUUGAAGCCUUAAAGAUCAAAUUGAGAGAUACAAGGUGGCUAUUGGAGGGUUCACAUAAAUGUCGAGACGAAUCUGCAAGGAAGCGAUUUGAUCUUCUUCUCGAUAUAAAAAAGUCGCAACGUCAACGUGAAGAAAUCAUCGAAUGGCUGAAAUCAGGAAGAUGA
Condylostylus longicornis is the source of this 2136-nucleotide messenger RNA. Its product is annotated as eukaryotic translation initiation factor 3 subunit A-like. Lineage: Eukaryota; Metazoa; Arthropoda; Insecta; Diptera; Dolichopodidae. The transcript has 10 exons. Bases 1 to 2136 code for a protein of 711 amino acids. The record is from RefSeq and is a predicted model, not a curated record.